Molecule: messenger RNA, 3429 nt
Organism: Effrenium voratum
Lineage: Eukaryota; Dinophyceae; Suessiales; Symbiodiniaceae
Source: the annotation of a GenBank genome assembly
AUGUCGGGCGUGACGGAUCUGCCAUUUCGCAAGCUUGCCGCGCGGUAUGGCGCCGGCAUGGUCGUCAGUGAAAUGGUGGCCAGCGAAUCCUUUGUGAAAGGGGAUGCCGAAACCCAGAUGCGCGCCGAAGCCCAGAAUGGCGGACUGCACGUUGUUCAGCUCGCCGGCCGGGAAGCCCGCUGGAUGGGUGAGGCAGCCAAGGUCAUCGCAGACAUGGGUGCCGAUGUGAUCGACAUCAAUAUGGGAUGCCCCGCCAAAAAGGUGACCUCAGGUUAUUCCGGGUCGGCGUUGAUGCGAAACCUGGAUCAUGCGCUGACGCUCAUUGAAGCGACAGUUGAAGCUGUCGAUGUUCCGGUGACCGUAAAGAUGCGGCUGGGUUGGGACGACAGGUCUCUCAACGCAGCUGAGCUGGCGCGACGCGCAGAGAACGCUGGUGUUCAGUUGAUUACCGUCCACGGCCGGACACGUUGCCAAUUCUACAAGGGGACGGCGGACUGGUGCGCAAUCGGGGACGUUAAAAGGGCGAUUUCGCUGCCAUUGAUUGCCAACGGCGACUGCAAGAGCAUCGAGGACGCGGAAGCCAUGCUCGAAGCCUCCAGCGCUGAUGGUGUGAUGAUCGGACGGGGCGCUUAUGGCCGUCCUUGGCUUCCGGGGCAUGUCGGGCAUUAUCUCGCGACAGGAGAAAAGCUUUCUCCGCCUUCGGGGCACGAGCUCGCAGAUCUCGUCUCGGAACACUACGAGUCAAUUCUUGGUCACUACGGACAGUUCGCAGGUGUGCGCAUCGCCCGCAAACACCUGGGCUGGUAUCUCGACGAGGCGUGUUUGCUUGGAGGAGAUCAGAUGCCUGGAGCGGAACGGAGGGCUCUCAUGACCUCGAACCAGCCAUCAGAAAUUUUGCGCCUUGCAUCAGAUUGUGAAAUGACAUCCGAGAGCGCCAGAGCGGCCUUGCUCGCAAGUGACGGACCUACCAUUUUGGAUGCGCUGCCGCACCCGGUCCUGCUUGUCGCCCCUGACGGUGUGAUCGAAUCCGCCAAUAUGGCAGCCGAGAUAUUCAUGCGGUCGAGCGCGUCCUUUCUCCGGCGCCAUCCCAUCAGUGAAUUUGUCCCCUUCGGCAGUCCCCUGCUGACGUUGAUCGAUCAGGUUCGUGAAAGGGCUGCUCCGGUCAACGAGUACAAGGUGGAUAUCGGUUCGCCCCGCAUCGGCGCACCCAAGAUUGUCGACAUCAACGCAGCCCCGGUCGCCGAUCGUCCCGGCGCGGUCGUGUUGAUGUUUCAAGAACGCACAAUGGCUGAAAAAAUCGAUCGGCAACUGACUUCGAGAGGCGCAGCGAGAACCGUAACGAGCCUUGCCGCGAUGCUGGCGCACGAGAUCAAGAAUCCCUUGUCGGGAAUCAGAGGUGCGGCCCAAUUGCUCGAGCAAUCUGUUGUAGAUGACGACAGAUCCCUGACACGGCUCAUCAUGGACGAAACAGACCGUAUCGUAAGACUGGUCGACCGCAUGGAGGUCUUUUCCGAUGAGCGGCCUAUCGAACGGGACCCGGUCAACAUUCACGUCGUCCUGGAUCGCGUAAAAAGCCUCUCCGACAAAGGGUUUGCGCGCGACAAGCGAAUUGUUGAAAUCUAUGACCCGUCUCUGCCGCCGGUCUAUGCGAACAAGGACCAGCUCAUCCAGGUUUUUCUGAAUCUGGUCAAGAAUGCCAGUGAGGCAAUCGGCGAUGACCCGGAUGGAGAAAUCCGGAUUUCAACGGCCUUUCGUCCAGGCGUCAGGCUGUCUGUGCCCGGCACCGAGGCCCGCGUGAGCCUGCCGCUGGAGUUUUGCGUGCAGGACAAUGGUCCCGGCGUUCCUGACGAUCUACUGCCGCACCUUUUCGAACCCUUCAUCACGACCAAGACAAACGGGUCCGGACUGGGCCUCGCACUGGUUGCCAAGAUCAUUGGGGAUCACGGCGGCGUCAUCGAGUGCGACAGCCAGCGCGAAAGAACCGUUUUCCGCAUCCUGAUGCCGGCUUUCACCGAAGAUGACGACGCUGCCAUUCGCACCGUUCUCAAUCAAGCGCUGUCCAGGGCGGGAUAUACGGUUCGCCUGACCUCGAACGCCUCGACGCUCUGGCGUUGGAUCUCGUCCGGUGACGGGGAUCUGGUGAUUACCGACGUCGUGAUGCCGGAUGAAAACAUCUUUGAUGUCCUGCCACGCAUGAAAAAAAUGCGGCCCGAGUUGCCUGUGCUGGUGAUGAGUGCCCAGAACACCUUCAUGACGGCAAUCAAGGCGUCCGAAAAAGGUGCUUAUGAGUACCUGCCAAAGCCCUUUGAUCUGAAAGAGCUCACGAACAUCGUCCAGAGGGCCAUGGAGGAGCCCAAGAAACGGCCGGCGCUUGACAUGGACGAUGCAGGUGAGGGUAUGCCGCUCGUGGGCAGAUCGCCAGCGAUGCAGGAGAUCUAUCGCGUCCUGGCGCGCCUUAUGCAAACCGACCUGACAGUGAUGAUCAAUGGGGAGUCUGGAACCGGCAAGGAACUCGUGGCACGCGCGCUCCAUGACUAUGGCAAGCGGCGAAACGGUCCGUUCGUGGCAAUCAACAUGGCCGCAAUACCUCGUGACCUGAUCGAGGCUGAAUUGUUCGGGCACGAGAAGGGAGCGUUUACCGGCGCUCAGAACCGCAGUUCGGGCCGCUUUGAGCAGGCAGACGGUGGUACUUUGUUCCUCGAUGAAAUCGGCGACAUGCCGAUGGAGGCACAGACUAGGCUUCUGCGCGUCUUGCAACAGGGCGAGUACACGACCGUUGGCGGGCGUACACCGAUCAAAACCGAUGUUCGCAUUGUUGCGGCGACGAACAAGGACCUCAGGCACCUGAUCAAUCAGGGCCUGUUUCGGGAAGACCUGUAUUUCAGGUUGAAUGUGGUUCCAAUCCGACUGCCUCCGCUGCGCGAACGGGUUGAGGACAUCCCGGAUCUGGCGCGCCAUUUUUUCUCCCUCGUGGAAAAGGAAGGCCUGCAGGCCAAACAGAUAGAUCAGGGCGCGCUGAACAUGCUUCGGCGCUACCGUUGGCCGGGAAACGUGCGAGAACUGGAAAACCUCGUCCGCCGUCUCGCAGCGCUCUACCCGCAGGAUGUUAUCAGUGAAAGCCUUCUGGAGCAGGAACUCAGCCAGCAGGAAACUGCGACGGCAACAGAGGAAGUCACCGAGACAAUCAAUUUGGGAGGAGCCGUCGAGAGAUAUCUUUCCGGAUACUUUGAUACCUUUGGGGAGGCACUUCCACCUCCGGGGCUUUACCACCGCAUUUUACGGGAAGUCGAAUAUCCAUUGAUCAGUGCAGCACUGGCCGCGACCCGGGGUAAUCAGAUCAAGGCGGCAGAGCUCCUGGGUGUCAAUCGAAAUACCUUGCGGAAAAAGAUCAGGGAUCUGGACAUUCAGGUUCUGCGUUCGGCUCGAUAA